Messenger RNA from Ricinus communis (castor bean), 1045 nucleotides. RefSeq names its product protein SAMBA. Gene Ontology annotation, molecular function: anaphase-promoting complex binding. Bases 206 to 571 code for a protein of 121 amino acids. NCBI's taxonomy places the organism in Eukaryota, Viridiplantae, Streptophyta, Magnoliopsida, Malpighiales, Euphorbiaceae. The transcript is spliced from 4 exons. The record is from RefSeq and is a predicted model, not a curated record. Gene Ontology annotation, biological process: negative regulation of organ growth.
UUUGAACACUGACGCCCUUGGGACUCGGAGGAGUUCAGUAGUAAUUAUGAGCUUUCCUCAAGGACCAAACAAAAAUCAGGCGUACCCAAAUUAGAAAGUAUAACGAUUUUAUGCGUGUCCUUGCAAUUGCAACUCCAAGAAGUUGAGGAGACAACUCAUAUUUCCCGCGUCCAGAAAGGAAAAUUAGGGAAAGGGCAAAAUAGAGAUGAACAGUACAUCACCAGCUCAUUCAUCAGUCUCAACAACUGCUAUCGUUGGAGGAGGCAGCGUUACAAAUCCCUCGUUCGAUGAAUUUCAAUUCCCUUCCGAUCUCAUUUCCAUCCAUGACCGCAAGGAAGAGGCCUUUCUUGUUUUGAAAGCUGAUCUAAUGGCUACACUUAACAAAGAGGUUAAAUCCUUGGAUGAAGAUAACUGGAAAUUUGAAGGACCUCGUUCAUGUAUCCACCUUAUAUCAAGGCCAGGUGGAUUUCCUAACAAGAAGAUGGAAAUAACAAAGAGUAGGAACUUGGUGCAACCAAAAAAUAAUUCAAAUUCUUCAGACAGGUCAUGUCUUUCUUCUGUUGACUACUGAGGAAUCUGUUCAUUGGUUGCUGAUAAAUUUAAAGCAUUUUGCCAUCGCUUUGGUGGAUCACCAUAUGCAAAUUUUGAUUUUCAUGACAUUGGUUGAUAGCUUCAAGAACUUUCUGCUGGGAAAGCACAUGAUAUCAGGAAGUUGUCCAGGGAAAAUAUUAUUGGCCACUGUAGGGUAAUUGCAGCUAUUCAUUUAUAAUAUUCACUACUGUGCUUUUGAAGGAACAAAUUUUCUGUUUAGACAUAAUCAUUUUAGGUUCGGCAUGAAGGGGAAACUUCUGGAAUGUGUUGGCGCAGUUGAACAGAUGAAGCGAGCCAUUUAUCCACCUAUUGAAUUUUUGGGUGUUUCUAAGUUUUCUCGAGACUAAUUUCUUAGUUCUUGUUGAACCUGAGUUAAUAUCGAUGACUCCUCACAUAUGAGUUUUUGUGAACCUGAAUUAAUAUCCAUGACUCAUCACAGACGAGUUUUUGUGAA